AUGGGUAGCGGUUAUUUUGGAGAGCCUAACUUGGGAAAUAAUGAAAGAGGUGGUUCUUCAAGGAAAGGCAAGAAGAACAACUCAGACAAGCCUAAGCAACCACAGAGAGGCCUUGGGGUUGCUCAACUGGAAAAGAUCAGAUUACAUGGCCAAAUGGUUCCUAAUUACCAUCCCUCCCUUCACAGUACUCCUUACCCUACAACUUUCAACCAGCAGGAGGAUAUAAGAAUGCAAACAGGCUAUUCAUCAGUACCAUCUUCCUCUUUUUCUUAUUCUUCAUCAUCAGCAGCAUCAUCCUCGGCUUCCUAUGGUUACCCCAACAUCAUGAUGGGGCUAGGUGAUUAUGAUAGAACGAAUGUCAGAUCAUAUGGUGAUUCUCAACCCUCAACUGCAGCAAGACUAGCUAGGUUUCUUAUUAAUCAGUUCAAUAUGUUUAAUUUCCUUACUUCAGUUGGAACUGCGGGCAUAGCAUCUAUGAGGCUCAAAAUUAAGUCUAGUUGGAACUCCGGGCAUAGCAUCUAUGAGGCUCAAAAUUAUGGACAACCAAAUGCGACUACAAGACACCUUUUGCCUCUACAAGUUGAGGAGACACCGCAAAAACACAACAAGAAACACCGAAGUAGCUCGAUGGGUUCUAGCAGUCAAAAUUCUGAAUCAAGUGACACUCAAGAACUAGAUUUAGAGCUCAGAUUAUCAAUUUAA
Messenger RNA from Dovyalis caffra, 702 nucleotides. Lineage: Eukaryota; Viridiplantae; Streptophyta; Magnoliopsida; Malpighiales; Salicaceae. The record is from the annotation of a GenBank genome assembly.